Molecule: messenger RNA, 2024 nt
Organism: Ceraceosorus guamensis
Lineage: Eukaryota; Fungi; Basidiomycota; Exobasidiomycetes; Ceraceosorales; Ceraceosoraceae
Product: homoserine O-acetyltransferase
Exons: 1
Coding region: 458-1963 (501 amino acids)
Biological process (GO): L-homoserine metabolic process
Molecular function (GO): homoserine O-acetyltransferase activity
Source: RefSeq, a predicted model, not a curated record
CACCAUCAAGACCAGUCACCAGGAUUCAGCAGCAGGCAGCUGAGACGGCGACGAUGCGUAGGCCGAUCACGGACAGUGGAGGCGAUUGGAAGGGGUAUAGUGAACAAGUAGUCACCAUAUCUCGGCUUGUGCAGCGAGCGCACAGCGGGUCUCGCAGUACGCAAAGCUCCUACUCGUCAGAGCGGAGACGGAUGCGAAAGGCGGCGGAGGAGGCAGCAAGACGCCGCGCGCAGCAAAAAGCAGGACGGAUGAUCCACUCUAGCGGGAUCGCCUCCCAAAGGGCUCGCACUGCACUGCACUGCACUGCACUGCGAGGGCCUCUGCUUGGAGCGAUGUCUCAUAUGCUGAACCUUGAACGGCAACUUUUGGUCUUGAAUGUCGUACAGAGAUCGCCUCCAUAACCCGCUCACCCAGCACAUACGCGCCCGCACACACGCACACGCUCGCAGUCUUCAUUAUGCCUCGCUACACGCUCUCUCGAUUGGUGCUCACCUCUGGUGACGCCCUCUCCCCUGCAGUCCUCGAGUAUAGCACUUGGGGUACGUUGAACGAGCAGGGCGAUAAUUGCAUCGUCAUCGGUCAUGCCAUGACGGGCAGCCAGGAUGUGCAAGAUUGGUGGCCAGGCCUUGUCGGUCCCAACAAUGUCCCGCAUCGCAAAGAGGAGGCCAGGGAUGCGGCUCUAUCAAAGGAGAGCGCGGACCCGUUGAUACGGAGUCAUAAUGGCGAAGCAGCACGAUCGAGUCCGAGCGCCGCAUUUGCAAUCGACACUACCAAAUACUUUGUGUUUUGCGCCAACAUUCUAGGUUCACCUUAUGGCUCCAGCUCGCCGCUCAGCAUCGACGAGAGGACUGGCAAAUGCUACGGUCCUGAUUUCCCGCUCACAAACACGCGAGACGAUGCCCAACUGCAAUUGCAUGCGCUCGCACACCUCGGAGUAAAGAGCAUCGCUUGCGCACUCGGUGGAUCCAUGGGCGGCAUGCUCGUCCUCGAGCUGGCUCUUGCCGGUUGCGCGGAAGGAGGGGCGUCACCUCGAAUUCCUGUGCGAACCUUGAUGCCGAUCGCGAGCACAUUGACGUCUUCAUCUUGGAUCAUGGGCUGGAAUGAGAUCCAACGGGCGGCCAUACAGAUGGACCCAGCUUUCGAUGAGGGAAGGUACUGCUGGCAAAGUCCGUCGAGAAGAUCUUCCGUGGCUGAUGCGCGGCGAGGAAGCACCAGCAGCACCGCCAGCAGCACCGCCAGCAGCACCGCCAGCAGCAGCACCGCUGGGCCGGAUCUUGGUCUAUCGAUCGCAAGGCAGAUGGCCAUGAUGACGUUCAGAUCGGAAGAAGCUUACAAGCACAAAUUUCAGCGUCGCAGCACCUCGUUGGCAUCCAGAACGGCAGCAGCGAGAAGCGCAAUCUCUCUACCGCCGUCUCCACCCUUGUCGGCUUGUGCGAGCGAAGGGGAAGAGGGACGCGGAAGAAGCAGCGGGGUCAAUAUCCACGUCGCGAGCGAGGUCGCAAACGAUGACGUUCACUCGUCCGCCACUUGGUAUCCCACGAGUCGACGCGCCUCCUCCAUCAGUCCAUCCAGCCAUCCAUUGCUUGAAGCGACUGUGCAGCCAGUGCAAUCGUACCUGCGCUAUCAAGGACAGAAGCUCGUCGAUCGAUUCGAUGCAAAUUGCUACGUCCACCUGCUGCACAAGAUGGACGCGCACGAUGUCUUUUAUGGACGGGACAUCUGCACAGUGAGGCGAUUCCUGCGAUGCGAGGAGGCCACGCAAGCACUCGGAAAGGAAGGGGAAAAAGUCGUCGUGUUGGGCAUACCAACAGACCGACUCUUUGCCUUUUCCGAACAACAGGAUAUGGCUCGAUUUCUAGACUCGGAGCUUUGCGCCAUCGAGAGCGUGGACGGUCACGACGCGUUCCUCAUCAAGAGAGAUCUUGUGGCUUCCAAGAUCGAGCAGCUUCUUUGCGUUUCGUGAUUCGAUUACAUGCAUGCAAUUAGCUCGAAAGGCGUGACGAAAGUGAUACAAGAUUGGCGAG